Racocetra persica is the source of this 128-nucleotide messenger RNA. The record is from the annotation of a GenBank genome assembly. NCBI's taxonomy places the organism in Eukaryota, Fungi, Glomeromycota, Glomeromycetes, Diversisporales, Gigasporaceae.
AUGCUUAACCCAGAUAAAACUCAUAUAUCUCUACCUGAUGAUAUCUAUGAGCUACUAACAGAGUAUUACAAAAUGGCAUACAAUGGGAAUUUUGCAACAAUCGCUGAAGCAGUUUUUGUUAAAGAGAA